Molecule: messenger RNA, 10584 nt
Organism: Chilo suppressalis (striped riceborer)
Lineage: Eukaryota; Metazoa; Arthropoda; Insecta; Lepidoptera; Crambidae
Source: the annotation of a GenBank genome assembly
UUGUACAAAGUUUUAUUUCUUAGGCGCUCGAGGUCGCUUAAAGCCAUCCUAAACCUCAUACAAAAACAGUAGAGUGCUGCCACCUAUGGAGGCCAAUGAAACCUGUGGAUGUGACGUCACUCACUGACAGUCAGUCAGCUUGAAAGACGGAAAUUAGAAAUGGCUGCGAUAGGUAGUGGACGGGGAACGAUGAAUUCCCAAAAUCAAGUGCAAAGUGAUACUAUAGAUCGUUUAAAAUUGUUAUAUCCUAAUGUUAAUGAAGAUGAGACACCUUUACCUAGAGCUUGGAGUACUAAAGAUAAAUUCAGCUACAUCGGUUUAUCGCAAAAUAAUCUUCGAGUCCAUUACAAAGGGCAUGGUAAGACACACAAGGACGCGGCCAGUGUGCGGGCGACACAUCCCAUACCGGCGUCGUGUGGCCUGUACUACUUCGAAGUGCGCAUCGUGUCGAAAGGACGCGAUGGAUACAUGGGUAUCGGUCUGUCAGCACACGGCGUCAACAUGAACCGCCUUCCUGGAUGGGACAAACACUCGUACGGUUACCACGGUGAUGACGGGCACUCGUUCUGUUCAUCGGGCACCGGCCAGCCUUACGGGCCGACGUUCACAACGGGCGACGUUAUCGGCUGUGGCGUCAACCUGGUCGACAACACCUGCUUCUACACUAAGAACGGACACCAUCUAGGCAUCGCGUUCAGAGGGCUGCCGCCCAACCUGUACCCCACGGUGGGUCUGCAGACCCCGGGCGAGGUGGUGGACGCCAACUUCGGGCAGCAGCCGUUCGUGUUCGACAUCGACGACAUGCUGCGGGAGCUGCGCGCGCGGACCCGCCUCGCCAUACACACGCACCCGCUCCCAGACCAGGCGCACUGGCAGAACGUGCUGCACAGGAUGGUAUCAACGUACCUGGUUCACCACGGUUAUUGCGGGGCAGCGCAAUCGUUCUGUCGCGCCACCUCCCAGCCCAUACACGAGGACCUCGCGUCCAUCAAGAACCGUCAGCGGGUAUCAAAGUUAGUGCUGGCGGGUCGAAUCGGCGAGGCCAUAGAGCUGACGCGGCGCCUGUACCCCGGCCUGCUGGAGAGGAACCACGAGCUGGUGUUCCUCCUCAAGUGCCGACAGUUCGUCGAGAUGGUCAACGGGUCAGACUCACAGGCGGCAGCGGCGGCGGCUGCGUCGGCCGCUGCGACGGCGAGCGGCGAGAAGGGGGCGCCCUCCACCGCGGCUGCGACCGCCGCUGCGGCCGCCGCUGCGACAGCCGCAGCCACCGCGGCCAGCAACGGAGUCGCCACCUCCGUCAUAUCGCACACCAGUCGCGCCGAGCUCAACGGGAACGGUGAAUGUGUAAGCGGUGGGACACCAGAAACGACAGACGUGGAAAUGACCACACCCGCUGCCAACGGAGCGCAUGAAGACGCGGACGGGUGCGGGUCGCGCGCCUCCGUAGAGCGUAUGCUCGCGUUUGGGCGCGAAUUGUACGCGAUGAGCCAGAAACUACAACAGGACCUUUAUCACAAAUCAAUGUUAGAGAAUGCGUUCAGUUUGCUGGCGUAUAGUAACCCCUGGGACAGUCCCGUCGGCUGGCAGCUGGAGCCGGUCAGACGCGAGCACGUCUCCGAGACGCUCAACUCCGCCAUAUUAGGUGACACAUAUCAUACCAUUGUCAAUACAGGAUGCGUACAGUUUGUGGCCGACAGUAACCCCUGGGACAGCCCCGUCGGUCAGACGCGAGCACGUAUCCGAGACGCUCAACUCCGCCAUAUUAGGUGACACAUAUCAUACCAUUGUCAAUACAGGAUGCGUACAGUUUGUGGCCGACAGUAACCCCUGGGACAGCCCCGUCGGUCAGACGCGAGCACGUAUCCGAGACGCUCAACUCCGCCAUAUUAGGUGACACAUAUCAUACCAUUGUCAAUACAGGAUGCGUACAGUUUGUGGCCGACAGUAACCCCUGGGACAGCCCCGUCGGUCAGACGCGAGCACGUAUCCGAGACGCUCAACUCCGCCAUAUUAGGUGACACAUAUCAUACCAUUAUCAAUACAGGAUGCGUACAGUUUGUGGCCGACAGUAACCCCUGGGACAGCCCCGUCGGUCAGACGCGAGCACGUCUCCGAGACGCUCAACUCCGCCAUAUUAGGUGACACAUAUCAUACCACUGUCAUAACAGGAUGCGUACAGUUUGUGGCCGACAGUAACCCCUGGGACAGCCCUUUCAGCUAGUAGCUAGAGACGAUCAGACAUAAAUCCAUCCGCUAUGUGUGUGACCAACAUUUUUUUUACAAUUUCAAGCUCCACUGUGCGUCAGAAGGCACGUUAAGCCGUUGGUCUGCAGUUGUUAGCACACACCUAUCCGCACUGGGUCUGGGGUUGGCAAUGGCCUAAUCUCCCUAUUCCAUCCUUAGGGAAGGCCUGGGCCCCAGCAGUGGGGACAUUAAUGGGCUGAUGACAAUGAUCAGGUGUAAUGAAGGUGUCAUCAUCAUCAUCUCAUCAGUCUAUUAAUAUCCCGACUGUCUAUGAAUGGAAUACCGAGAUUGGGCUAUGACCAUACGUUGGCGACUACUUAUGCUGGCACCUCGAUGGCUUAAUGUACCUUUCGAAGCACGUAGCAGCUUGAGGUGGUAAUAUUUUUUCGAAGCAUGGUGGAGCUCGCGGUAGUAAUACUUUGGUUAUCCUUCAGAUGACUGGUCACUGUGAAAGAUACUUUCUUUCACCGUUGCAGACAAAAUGCUCUGCCCACUGCCUCCUUGAGUCCUUUUCGGUUAUAUCAAAAUUAGUUUUGUUAAGAAGUUUAAGUUAGUAUUUUACUUUAACAAAAGUUGUUUCUUAUGUCUGAAGGACAAUGGGGGACUUUGUAUGUGACUUAAUUAAACACUUUUCCUCAAAUUAACGAGCGGGAGAUAACAGGACACUUUAUUGCGUUUAGAGUUUAUAAAAUACUAGAAGUGUCCUGCAAUCUCCCGCUCAUUAAUUUUAGGGAAAUUGUUAAAGUAAUUCACAUACAAAAUCCCCCAUUAUCCUUCAGACAUAAGAAACAACUUUUGUUAAAGUAAAAUAAUAACUUAAACUUUUUAACAAAACUAAUUUCUUUUUUUCCAUUGCCCUUUUCAUUGAUAUUGAUAUUUAUUUAUAUAUUCUGUACACACAAAAAAUAAUACAGGAGCAACUUAAUAAAAGAUAACAUGUGCAAGGGCACAACUUAUAUAUAUCGAUAUAGAUACAUUGAUAUUAUUUCUCAUUGCCCUUCACACUGCACUUACAUACACACCUCUUAGUGGGUUAGGUCUAUAAACAAUACCCCUCUUUAAAACUAAACCGCGCCUUUUCCGCCCGCCACAGAAUCGCAAGGCAUGCAAUGGCGGUCGCCCGUAGAAGAGUGCGUCGCGCAUUCCCGCGAGUUACUACAGCGUAUGGCCGCGGCCGGGCUGGGGGCUUGCGCCUUCGCCGACCUGCCCGCCCUCCUGCGCCGCUGACACUCGAGCCGCGCCCUCACCCGCGACCGCGACCGAGACCGCGACCGCGUCCGCGUCCGCCCGCGACUGAGAAACGCGCGCCGCUGACACCAGACCCCGCCUCCAGCAUCAUGAGCGACGACCCACGUGACACCAUCAAGAUCGUUCCAUAUUUAAAUAAACAAAUAAAUGAAAAUCAAAACUGCCUCGUUCAGUGUUUUGGUGUAUUAAGACACCAGAGCCCCGCCUCCAGCAUCAUGAGCGACGACCCACGUGACACCAUCAAGAUCGUUCCAUAUUUAAAUAAACAAAUAAAUGAAAUGAAAAAACUGCCUCGUUCAGUGUUUUGGUGUAUUAAGACACCAGAGCCCCGCCUCCAGCAUCAUGAGCGACGACCCACGUGACACCAUCAACAUCGUUCCAUAUUUAAAUAAACAAAUAAAUGAAAAUCAAAACUGCCUCGUUCAGUGUUUUGGUGUAUUAAAGCUGUCUUUACCGCUGCGCUGUUACAUACUGGUCUACAGCCUCGUUCAAUAUUUGGUCUGCCAAAAACUAUCACUACAACUCUAAUAUUUAUAAAACGGUGGAUACUAAUAUAGUAGUUACAAAGCUUAUGUUUAAUGUCAGCCCCUGAAUAACACAUAUAAGAAACACGGUCAAAAACAGCCUCAAGCAAAUGGCAUUCGCCCGUCGAAGAGCGAGUUGUAUUCUCGCGAGCUAUUACAGUGUAUUGCGGGGGUCGGGCUAAGGACCUAUGACACAAGAGCCACGCCUCAACCACAAGCAAGGCGCCGCGACUAAGGCCCGUAUUAUACAAAGAUUCUCAGUGAUUGAUCUAGUCUUGAGCAUAGUUAGAAAGGGAUGUCGCUAUAUAUAGCACAUAGCGACAUCCCUUUCUAACUGUACUCAAGUAAUGAUCAACACUUAGUUGUCAUUCUGUAAUACGGGCCUUAAAGACCGUGCGAACACGACCAUCGUUCUAUUCAUGUAAAUAAAGAAGUAAAUGGAAAUCAAAACUGCCUUGUACAAUGUUUGGUGUCUUUAAUACUUUCAUUAACACUCUUGUAAUAACGUAAAUAAUAAAAAUCGAUCAAAACAGCUUAAAAUCGUUCGUUAUUGAAAAAAUAAAUAAAAAUCAAAACUGCCUCGUUCAAUCUUUGGUGUAAUAAAACUGCCAUUAUAAUAAGAUUAACAUAAAAGCCGUUACAAAAAGAUAUACCAAAUAUUAAUGUUACGGAAAUGCACAGAAACCAUGUUAUUAUGAGACGCUAACCACCCUACAUAACUUAAAAAUUAUCGUUCAUAACAGCCUUAUUCAAUGGUUAGUGUUUUAAAAAUCAUCAUUAUCGCUCUAAUAAAUAAUACGGUGAGUACUAAUAUAAUAGAUACAAAGAGUUUUAUCAAAUGUUUAGUAUACAAUAAAUACAUUUGUAACCAAUUAAAAAAAUCGUUCAACAACAGCCUCAUACAAAUGGCGGUCGCCCGGCGAAAAGACGGCCGGGCGAGAGACUUACUCGCCCUUUACCCGCGCCCACAUUAAACUAAAUAAAAAACACCCUAAAAAAAGUUCGAAUUUAAAAUUGUAUAUGCAAAAUUAAGAUAUUUUUAGCUUUGGUAAUUGGGUAGCUUGUAUCGAGAACGGCAUACGAUUAGCUUAUUUGACAGAAAAAUAUAUCUCCCAAUCGUAAAUCUUAACGAAGAAAUGAUUUUUUCUUAAAUAUCACCUAACAUAAAAAAUAAGACGUCCAACGAAUAUAGAAUCUAUUUGGUUUGGAGGUAGUAAAGAAACUUUUAACUUUUUAACAAUUGCGUGACCAUUUUUGACCUCAGCGAUAGAAAACUGAGAAUCGUGAUAUUAUGUAUUAAAAAGUAAUUAUUAAAUAAAGGCUUGUCUACAUUGCCAAAUAAUUAGGAGUGCGACACCAAAUUCACUUUAAAAAAGCUCACGAGUGUAUUUAAACAGUCUGUAAUUGCGAAUAAACGUUUAAAUAAUAUGAUUGAUUAGUGAACGUUGACUUGGUAAAAUAUAGCAAAGUCAUGUCGGGCGGUCUGGUGUGCAGAAGACCGCGAACUAUGUAUAUAAUGAUCAAUUUUAAUGCUAAUAAUGUAACGCACAUCGGAUGCCUUAUCAGUUCAAUUCAACGGCACGCUUCAUGCAAAAAUGGCGUGAGCGAGCGUUCAUCGCUCUGCUCGCUCGAGCGUGCGAAACUUUGCUUCGUGGGCGUAAGUAAGCGGACGCAGGCCCUGUUGCGUUACUUUUGUGAUAACACCCUGUUGUUUUGACUUUGAAACCAUUCUUUAUAUUUCAUUAAUAAAAAUAAUAAUAAACUAAUUUUUUUAUAACGAUUAAUGCGUCCAUUACAAUCAACUUUGAUGUGUACUUACCUUUAAACCUCCUUAAUAGUAAUUGAAGCUUGAAAUCGUCUUUUGUUUUACUUAAGUUACUCGAAUGGAAGGAAACAAAAGUUUGUUUCAUAUAUUCGAAGUUUAAUCAUUAAGGAGGCUAAACUAAUUAAUAAAGAUGUGGACGAUAAAUAUUUCACUAGUCAAAACGGCAAGUUGUAACAGUGUUGGGGUAAAUCGUGCGUUGUAAUGGCCAACCGGAUGCGCCUGCGUUCCAUUCGAAUCGAUGUUAUCGUAAGCCUCUUAGUGUGUUUAAGACUUUUUUUAUACGGACGACUACCUACGUUUCUGGACGUCCGGAUAGGGCGUUCAGUGAAGUGAUUCGACGUUUGAUGCGAUAUUUAGAAGUGUGCUGCUCCGCGUACGGACGGAUAUGUGAAUAAAUGAAUAAAUAUAAAGGUCUACGUGAAAUUCGUAUGUAGUCAGUGUGCUGCGAUUUACUCGAGUCCCGAGUUGUGUAUAUUGUCUGCGUAUAAACUAUAGAUUAUAUUAUAUUAUAGAUGAAUAAAUAAUUGUAAUAUUGUAAUGAUAACGUAACGUGGGGCACUGCACGCAUGUUUUGAUGCAUUCAAUCUCCUUUGCCUUUAGUUAUUUUUAAUGUUGCAUCAGCAGCUGUUUAAUUAUUGUUAUCGAAGUAUCGACGAGUACCUACGAAUAGCGCUAUCGAGUUUUUUUUUUUUUUUUUAAUCUUAGUAUCAUUGAAUUUUAUGUAUAGGGUGAUGUCCGAUGAAUUAUCAAUGUUUUUAAAUCGAUAUUUAGCUGUUUUUACUAAUCGAGAAGCUCUUUAGUGCUGUUCAUAUGAAGUAUCGAAUGAUGCACGUGCUUGGUCUGACGUGAGACAGAGCGUCGUCGGUGCCCACAGAGUUUUUAAAAGUAAACAUAAUUUUAUGAUGGAGGAUUUGUACUGUGCGUCGGCGCUGCAUUUACACUCGCUGUAUAGUUGAAAAACAUAAUACUAUGUACAGAUAGGAUUGCCAGAUGCUCGCUUGUCAAUUCCGGGACUCUUACACCCUCCCCCCCCCCCCUGAAAAAAUAAAGCAUCAAGUCAAACCUGACGACCUCCGUGGCCGAGUGGUUUGUACGCUGGGUUGCAUGGCGUCGCCGACUCGAAAGGUCCCGGGUUCGAAUCCCGGUGGGGGCAGAUGUUUGUGUGAUGAAUAUGAGCACUUGUACUCCAGUCAUGGAUGUUUAAUAUGUAAUUCUAUAUAAAUAUACUUAUAUAUGUACAGUAUAUGUAUUCUAUCCGUUACCCUAGUAUCCCAUAAUACAAGCCUUAUAGUGCUUACUUUGGGGCUAGGCUAAUUGGUGUGAGUGUUGGAAAUAUUAUUAAAAAAAAACCCCGAUCACCCCCCAGAAUUAAGACAUUAAGCAGGCCAGCGGUGUCAUUUGUUAUUAGUUUAUUUUGUUGCGAAACUAGCACAUUAUCGGAAUCCGGGACAAUAAGGUCUUAUUACUGGACACGGUACAAGACGCAAAAUUCCGAGACGAUCCCGGAUUUGCCUGCCAUCUGGCAAGCCUAUGUACAGACAGAAAAUGAGCAUUUUCUCAUUAUGUACCUAGCUGUAAAUCAUCGUUAUGAAAUAAACGUCCUAUAAUGUAAAGUUAAUUAAGUGCACAAAUUUAUAAAACUGGUUUCAUACAUGAAUAGUUUUCAAGCACUAUUUAAAUUAUGAAAUUUUAAGGGGAAUUGCACUUGAAAGAGCUCAGGGGGCCAAUCGCCUAACGGAAAUGCUUUGGGAAACGCUAACGCUUACGAUUUUAUAUUGUUAUUUUUAGCCGCCUGAGGUUUUCGAAUAACUCACGCUCAUUUUUUAAAAUAUUGCUAUUACCAAUGCAAAAGAAAAAGAAAGAGCGCGAGGCAUUUGAAUACCUCAGGCGGCUAGAAAUAAUAAAAUAAAAUCGUAAGCGUUUUCCAAAGCAUUUCCGUUAGGCGAUUGGCCCCCUGGUCUUCAAAUUUGUACAAUAUAUUUCAACUGCGAUUUACGGAAUGUUGGUUUUAUUAAAAAAAAAAUGUAGAAUUGCUUGUGCAUUUGAAUGGAAAUUUGUGCACUUAAUAACAAAUUAUUUAGUUCUGAAAUAUUUAACUGACUGUAGCGGAACAAAUAGCAGAUUGUAAUUUUGCGCAAAACGCUUAGAAUAAACUUGCACAAGUUAUUUAUUAUACAUCGAUCCUGGUUGUGGAAAUAUUUUAAUGGGGGUCAAUUUUUUAUAAUAGUUGUAAAGAUCGAACAAUAGAAAGACAGUUUCAUUCGAACUGAUUUUUUGUUUACAUAUCGUGUUUGUACUGUUACUGUAUUUUAACAUAUGAGGAGCUGGCGAACAAAACGGAAUAAUUAAGCAUCUGCUCAAAAUACUUUUUUGUUUACAGUCCGGAUGCUUUGGGCCUGCUGAAUUUGAAUCUCAAUCAUUUUCAAUAAAAAACACCUAAAACAAUGAUAAAUUGAUUGAUAAAUAAAAACAUAACUAUAAUUGCUAUUUCUUCUUUCAAAUGUUAAAUACUAGAAAAAGUAUUCAUUUGACAUUGUGGGUUACCUACAUUGCGAAGAGAUGGCGCUGCCUUGCAGCUUAAGGCUAGGAAAAUUUCGACGCGGCCAUGAGGGCCGUGGUAGCAUAAUUGGUCAGUGAAUUCGCCCGGAUUGCGAAGGGUGCGGGUUCGAGUCCCGUCCGCUGCCUGGUCCGCGUGGAUUUUUUUCUAUUAAAACUUUUCUUUAGAUUUAAACAUCUAGCAGUCAAAUGCUUAAAAAUAAAUAAAAACAAUGAUAAAUUUACUAAAUUAAUAAGCUAAAAAAACAUGCCAAAAGCUCGGUGUAGGUGUGUCAUUCAGUACUUUUAGUUGAGUUCAGUUCUAUCAAAAUGUAAUUUUGUUAAGAAGUUUAAGUUCUUAUUUUAAUUUAGUUAUAGACAAUGAUCAGGUUGUAAUGAAGGUGGCAUUAUCAUCAUCAGCCUGACUGUCUAUGAAUGGAAUACCGAGAUUGGGCUAUGACCAUACGUUGGCGACUACUUAUGCUGGCACCGAUAUGGCUUAACGUACCUUUCGAAGCAUGCAGCAGCUUGAGGUGGUAAUAUUUUUUCGAAGCAUGGUGGAGCUCGCGGUAGUAAUAUUUUGGUUAUCCUUCCGAUGACCGGUCACUGUGAAAGAUACUUUCUUUCAUCGUUGCAGACAAAAUGCUCUGACCACUGCGUCCUUGAGUCCUUUUCGGUUAUAUCAAAAUUAGUUUUGUUAAGAAGUUUAAGUUAGUAUUUUACUUUAACAAAAGUUGUUUCUUAUGUCUGAAGGAUAAUGGGAGAUUUUGUAUGUGACUCACUUAAACAGUUUUCCUCAAAUUAAUGAGUGGGAUAACGCAGGACACUUCUAGUAUUUUAUAAACUCUAAACCCAAUAUAUUUGUUCUUUCUUAUUGCCCUAUACAUUCAUUUCAUAUCACUCACACAUUACACUUACCUUGACUUACAGUUGUAUUACUGUUCCUGAAACUUUUAAUUUUAUUUAAUUAUACCGUUUAGUUCGCCAGCUCGUCAUAUGUCUUUUAAAAUUAAUAGUUCUUUUUAAUUAGACUUCUUUACUUAAUAGUGGGAGCAAAUUCUAUAGUUUGAAGAGUUUUGUCCUAUUAAUGAGAUCGAAUUUAGUUUAAAUAAUAAAAAUUACACAUUUACCAACUUAAUUGUAUUUGGUAAUCAGUAAUUCUUUUUGUUUUGGUGCGAGCGUUAUUAAAUGCAGUGCCGACGCCGAGGCGUGGAGUGGACAUUGUCAACGGAAUGGCGAUUAUAUUUUUUACAUAAAUAACAUAGUUCUAUAGAGUUUAAAGCGUGAAAUAUACUUUAGACGAUAAGUGAUUGAUGGUUAGAGAGUAGUCGGUCGGCUUGGAACGUGUUCAAUCGUAGUAAUUAAACUUUAACUAAUUAAACUUUGCAUCUUAUUACGCGUUCAUUGGAGUGGCGUUUUGUGAUCUGCUUAUAAGUAGUGUGUUUAGCUGCUGUCGUCUGAAGUAUAUAGGGAUGAUGAGAUGAUGAUGAUUGCGCCAACCGCUGAUGCCUCCCAAGUACGUAGCGGCGAGACCCCUACCCAGUGUUGCCAGGUCUCCAGAUUUUACAGGUUUUUCUCCUGUUUUUCUUAAAUUUCUCCUGUUCUACUGUUUUUCUACAUGAAUCUCCUGUUUUUUUAGAAUACGAUUUUCUUUUUUAAAUUGCAUUUUCCGUCAUUAAUAAUGUAGAUAACCUUAAUAAUUAUAAAAUAAAUGUAAUUGUCUAAAAAAAAUUGCUUUGAGGGGCGGCAGAAGCCACAGAAACACAUUCGUUAUUGGUCUUUAUCUUGAUUUGAUUUACAGAUUCUAGGGGGGGGGGGGGGGGGGGGAUAUGUAAAUCGGAAAAAGUACGCCUCUGCAUCUACUGUUUUUCUUGUAGCUCUUUCCAUACAUCUUCUGUUUUUUUUCUAUAACGACUCCCGAUUUUUGAAAAUCGGACCUGGCAACACUGCCCCUACCCCACAUUCUCGCCUUGAUCUCACCCGCGCAAGUGAGAUCGGGUCGAGUUUUCGGCUCGUGGUAGCGGUCGCGCCGCUCGCCGCCCCUGUACUCUCUGUAAAGUUGAUGAUUCUACAAUAUUGUUCUUAUAUGUUGUAUUGUUUUCUUUUUUUUAAUAAUAUAUUGUGUUUAAACAACUGUGGGUAGUUUUAUUUUAUUUACUAGCGGACGCCCGCGACUUCGUACGCGUGGAGUUAGUUAGAAAUAAAGGG